Molecule: messenger RNA, 1595 nt
Organism: Microcebus murinus (gray mouse lemur)
Lineage: Eukaryota; Metazoa; Chordata; Mammalia; Primates; Cheirogaleidae
Gene: HSDL2
Product: hydroxysteroid dehydrogenase like 2
Cellular component (GO): mitochondrion
Source: RefSeq, a predicted model, not a curated record
GCACCGACUCUCGCGCAGGCCUCGGGGCGGGGCCUCGGGGGGCGGGCCCUCGGGGCGGGGCUAGAUGCGCUGGGAAGGUCCGCUUUUCACUCUCGCAGCCGCCACGUCCUCUGGUGUACGAAAGUCAUGUUACCCAACACCGGGAAGCUAGCAGGAUGCACAGUUUUUAUCACAGGUGCCAGCCGUGGCAUUGGCAAAGCCAUUGCACUGAAAGCAGCAAAGGAUGGAGCAAAUAUUGUCAUUGCUGCGAAGACCACCCAUGCACAUCCAAAACUUCCAGGCACAAUCUAUACUGCUGCUGAAGAAAUUGAAGCAGUUGGAGGAAAGGCCUUGCCAUGUGUUGUUGAUGUGAGAGAUGAACAGCAGAUCAAUGAUGCAGUCGAUAAAGCAGUCAAGAAGUUUGGAGGAAUUGAUAUUUUGGUGAAUAAUGCCAGUGCUAUUAGCUUAACCAACACAUUGGAAACAUCUACAAAGAGAGUGGAUUUGAUGAUGAAUGUGAACACCAGAGGCACCUAUCUUACAUCUAAAGCAUGUAUUCCUUAUUUGAAAAAGAGUAAAGUUGCUCAUAUCCUUAAUCUCAGCCCACCACUGAACCUAAAUCCAGUGUGGUUCAAACAGCACUGUGCUUAUACCAUUGCUAAGUAUGGUAUGUCUAUGUGUGUGCUUGGAAUGGCAGAAGAAUUUAAAGGUGAAAUUGCAGUUAAUGCAUUGUGGCCUAAAACAGCCAUACACACUGCUGCUAUGGAUAUGCUGGGAGGAUCUGGUAUUGAAAGCCAAUGUAGAAAGGUUGAUAUUAUCGCAGAUGCCGCAUAUUCCAUUUUCAGAAAGCCAAAAAGUUUUACUGGCAACUUUAUUAUUGAUGAAAAUAUCUUAAAAGAAGAAGGAAUAAAAAAUUUUGACAUCUAUGCAGUUAAACCAGGCCAUCCUUUGAUACCAGAUUUCUUCUUAGAUGAAUACCCAGAACCAAUUACCAAGAAAAUGGAAUCACAGGGUGCUGUUCCAGAAGUCAAAGAAGAAAAGCUGCAGCCACAACCAAAACCACGUUCUGGAGCUGUGGAAGAAACAUUUAAAAUUGUUAAAGAAUCUCUCAGUGAUGAUGUUGUUAAAGCCACUCAAGCAGUCUAUCUAUUUGAACUCUCAGGUGAAGAUGGUGGCACAUGGUUUCUUGAUCUGAAAAGCAAGGGUGGGAAUGCUGGAUAUGGAGAGCCCUCUGAUCGGGCAGAUGUGGUGAUGAGCAUGUCUACGGAAGAUUUUGUAAAAAUGUUUUCAGGGAAACUAAAACCAACAAUGGCAUUCAUGUCAGGAAGAUUGAAGAUUAAAGGAAACAUGGCCCUAGCAAUCAAAUUGGAGAAGCUAAUGAAUCAGAUGAGCGCCAAACUGUGAAGGAAAAGAAAAUAAAAUAUGUCGACUGCUAUGCUCAAAAAGUAAAAAAGCUCAACAGUUAAAAUCUAACGUUUGUUUUCUUCCCCUUUGUAUUAUAAGGCUAUGCCUGUUUGUGCUAGAAAAAAUAGAAUUUCUGUAUCUGUAAGACUUGAAAUUGUAAUUAAAACAGUUGACUAACAAACAUAAGCUUCAUUAAAUGGAGUUCUAAGACA